This is a messenger RNA of Durotheca rogersii, 2398 nucleotides long. RefSeq names its product flavoprotein. The transcript is spliced from 2 exons. The record is from RefSeq and is a predicted model, not a curated record. NCBI's taxonomy places the organism in Eukaryota, Fungi, Ascomycota, Sordariomycetes, Xylariales, Xylariaceae. The coding region runs from base 1 to 1659 and encodes 552 amino acids. Gene Ontology annotation, cellular component: plasma membrane.
AUGAACAUAGCAACCCUAUACCGAGCAGCGAUAUCUAGCACUGGGAGCACGAGAGCCGGAGAGGACGCCGUCAAGCAGACCCCCGACCCGGACAUUGUCGUCGUCGGCGGGGGCCUGGCCGGGAUGGUAGCAGCGCUGGCGGCGGCGGAGCGCGGGGCCUCGGUCGUGGUGCUCGACCGGGCGUACGGGGGCGGCGCGACGGCGAUCUCGGGGGGCGUGGUGUACGCGGGGGGCGGGACGCGGCAGCAGGCGGCGGCGGGGUACGGGGGGGACACGGCGGACAACAUGUUCCGGUACCUGGGAGCGGAGGUGGGCGACGCGGUGGACGCGGCGACGUUGCGGCGCUUCUGCGACGGCAGCGUCGCGCGCAUGGCCUGGCUCGAGCGCCACGGCGUCGCCUUCGCCGGCUCCCUUUGCCCCUUUCGCACCAGCUACCCGACCAGCGAGUACUUCCUCUACUUCUCCGGCAACGAGAAGGCCCACCCGUUUGCCGCCCUCGCCGACCCCGCCCCGCGCGGCCACCGCGCCGUCGGCGAGGGCACCGGCGGCAUGGGCAUGACCGGUGCCGCGCUGUGGCAGGCCGUCUUCGACGCCGCCGUCCGCCUGGGCGUCGUCUUCCGGCCCGCCAGCCGCGUGGAGGCGCUGCUCCUGGACGACGCCGGCGCCGUCAGCGGCGUCCGGUACCGCGCACUCGACGAGACGUCGGGCGGCUUCGCCAGGCACAAGUCGCUGGUCCAGAGGGCCUCCGGGUAUCAUCAGAUUUCGAUGCAGACUGUGGCCAAUUGGUUCGACCUCUGGGCCGAGUCUAUCUGGCAACGGGAGAGCCGAGAAAGAACGAUGCAUUCGCGGGCUGUCAUCCUAGCGGCGGGAGGAUUCGUCAUGAAUGAGGAGAUGUUGAGCGGGAUCAUCCCUUGGGCGCGCAGAGUGUCGCCCCUAGGCACGGCGGGCGACGACGGGAGCGGCAUCAAGCUUGGCCAGUCGGUCGGCGGCACCGUUUCGCACAUGGACCGCGUGUCGGCCUGGAGGCUGAUUUACCCCCCGGAGGCGCUCGUCGAAGGGAUCGUGGUUUCUCCGGGAGGGGAGCGCAUCGCGGCCGAGGACCUGUACGGCGCGUCCUUUAGUGAAGUGAUGAUUGAUCGGUUCGACGGCCACGGCUAUCUCAUCCUGGACUCGACACAGUGGAAGAAGGUCAAAGACCAGGUUAAUUCGCAGACGCAGAUGCCGUGGAAGGCGUUCAUCUUGUACUUGCUCUACUGGGCUCACAAGAAGGCCAGCUCGAUCGAGGGCCUUGCGCGAAAGCUUCGCGUCGAUCCGGGCACGAUAAAGUCGACGGUGGAUGCAUAUAACGACGCGAUAACGAACGACAAGCCGGACCCGGUAAACAAACUGUCUUACAGGACUGUCAUUGAGAAGGGGCCGUUCUACGGCAUUGAUAUUUCUCUACAGCCCAGCGGUUUGUUAGUCUCGCCGGCGCUUCCUCUUGGUGGUUUAAGGGUUGACGGCGAGACUGGUCUAGUGCUUAACGAAGCGGGUGGUACGAUUAAGGGCCUAUAUGCCGCUGGGAAGAAUGCUGUAGGUGUCAGCUCCAACCGCUAUAUUUCGGGACUUGCGUUGGCAGACUGUAUCUUUUCGGGGAAACGAGCCGGCGAGCACGCUUAAGAAUUCACAUUUAGGUCCUGAAAGAUGGAUUUGGUGGAGGAAAUAGAGCUCGGCGACGGUGCGAGAUUUGAAUGAAAUUAUGCCUAACAACCUUGGUGCAAUGUCGCAGUUUAAGGCUAUGGAAAUUCUACAGUAAAUUCACUGCCUGGCUGAGGGGCUUGAAGAAUCUUCAGGGCGUACCUAAUAGUCUCUUCUAGGUACUUGUAACUGUUGUCUCGGCACCUGGAACGCCACGCUGAAUACACCCUACUAGAGAGACGGGGCCGGGCAGGGGCAGCAGGACAGGGGAUAUUAACGAAGCCACACACUGACGGGCAGCAUAGGGGCUUAGGAUCUUCUAUCGAAAUUCAUCUUCUAUCGCAAUUCAGGGCCUUUUUUAUAAUUCUACGGAGGGCCCGGAAACCUCAUGUUAUACACUAUCACUCUGACAGUAGGAAUACGCUUCCAACGGAAUUGUGCUCUUUCCCUUUCGCGGGGAUUCGCAGGACGGAACACUCGCCGGACAUUCCAAGACUCUCGCGCAAUUGCCUACUUGGUAUUGCAUCUUGGAGCCGAUUACAGCUUGAAGCCGCCGGGGACUAGAGUCUGAAACACGCGCCCGGGAUCGUACUUCUUCGCUGUCGACUUCAGGAACUCGUAGUUGGCGGAUCCGUAGCCCUUGAAAGGCUGCUGCGAAGCCUUUGCAUGGUUCAGGUCGAUAUAUGGGUGGUAGGCCCCACGCUUCUUGGUGGCAGAGAUG